AUGAGCACCACAAACCCUAAGAAAGAAUCUGAGCCUCUGAAUUUCAGCGAAAUCUCUGUGUCUAUUGACACUAACGAUAUUUCCAAGUACAACCACAACUCGCAUAAUUCCAAUCCGAUGGGUCUACCCCAGUCUAGUCAUCGCUCCCUUGACCCGACUGCUGCAUUCAGUCACGGAAUUCAUCCAGCUCGCGGAGUGGAGUCGAGACUUCCUGUGAGAUGUCACGAUCGCUCGACUAGUCGAUAUGUCAGACCUAUGGGCCCCACGCGACCUAACUCUGCCCUUGAGAAUCGACAGUCUUUCAAAGGUCACGUUGAGCACACGCACGGUGUUGAUCCUUGGAUCACAGGACCACCCAAGUGGUGGUUCGCUGUCGGCAACCACCCAUGCUGGCCGGGUUCUCCGGGACAUUCAUUCUCUCUGGAUCUUGCCGCUCUAGAGAACUCUCGAUUGAUCCCUACUCGGUCACAGGCACCUACCAGCUUUCUGAGACCUGUCAGGAACACUUCGGAACUCGUUUCUCUUACCGAGAUUGCAGCACGCUUCGGUGUUGAACGAAGUGCCAUACAGACCCUGAACGCUUCGGCAGAGCAACCCAAUUCUCUCAAAUUCAUUGUCCUGUCCGAGAACGACAAUCAAAACUCAGGCUGCUAUCGUCGUUUGGACAUAUAUGCAAAGUGCAAUCUCCAUCUUCUCCCGGGCUAUGAACUCCCUUACCCGGACCAGGACGCUGGGGUAUCUGGGACCGAGCACAGUAAUCGCAGCAACGUCUUCCAAGAAUUCGGCCCCAUAGACUUGCGCAGCCGUGCAGUCUCACCAGCUUCCACGAGGGUUGCAGAAACUUCUUCUUCAUCUGUUAUAUUGUCCCAGCCUACCUCCACGCAGUCUGACAUGCCUCUACCAUCCAGACAGGCAACAGAGGCUAACGACGUUCCCCUUGUCGCUGUCUUCUCCCAAGACAGACCUUCCGAUCGAGCCAAAGCGUUUCAUUCCCGAGGCUGGUAUGAGAUUGAAGAGACGGAGUUCUUCGCCCCAAGAUCAUCCGCCCUGGUCAAGAUGCUGGAGCAGAGAAGUGGAGGAAAAGCCUCGAGAGAGGACUUGGAGCACGAGUGGGCCACGGUCAGGCUAGUGAGACAGGAAGCCAGCGGCGAUGUGUAG
Molecule: messenger RNA, 1158 nt
Organism: Aureobasidium musti
Lineage: Eukaryota; Fungi; Ascomycota; Dothideomycetes; Dothideales; Saccotheciaceae
Source: the annotation of a GenBank genome assembly